This is a messenger RNA of Arabidopsis lyrata subsp. lyrata, 2123 nucleotides long. RefSeq lists its product as uncharacterized. The record is from RefSeq and is a predicted model, not a curated record. NCBI's taxonomy places the organism in Eukaryota, Viridiplantae, Streptophyta, Magnoliopsida, Brassicales, Brassicaceae.
UUAUAAAAUUGACUGAUGCUGAAUACACAUGGGCUGCCCAAACCGUUCAUUACUUCCUCUCAAAUCAGCUGCGAGUCGACAACGAUCACGAGAUUUGGUGUUUGAUUGAUCAAAUGCCAAUCAGAUUUUCUCUUUAUGAAUUUGCUGACGUAACGGGGCUCAAUUGUGAUGUUAUUGACGAGUCAGACACAUGUGAAGUUGCUUACCAUGAGUUCUGGAAUGAAAUGGGUGUUGGAACGUCCGAUGGUCCGCUGUUUAUUGAGUUGGAGCAUGUAAUGGAUAUUAGCAAGGCAUGGAGUAAAGAGAAGAGGAUGAUGGUUGGUAAGUUAUGCUUGUUAUCUGUUGGAGUUCAUGGGAUUCAUCACGGUUCUAGAAUCCCGUUGUCAAGUGCUAAAAGAGUUCUUGAUCCAGUAGCUUUUGAGAAAUAUCCUUGGGGUCGAGUGGCAUUUCAGUCUCUACUUAAGUCAGUGAAGAUGGUUGAUUUAAAGAAAUAUACUUAUGUGAUUCAUGGAUGCGUCCACGCCUUGUUGAUAUGGAUUUACGAGAGUGUGCCUGGAUUGGCAGCAGGAUAUGGAUUUAAAAGGGAGACAUUGACAGGUACUCCAUUACUUGAUUGGAGAUCUUCUCGCAAACGUAUCAAGUUUAAAGACUUUAUUGCCAAUGAGAAGACUGCCCAUGGACAGGUGCGUGUGAGGCAUAUGAUGCCAGUCACUGAGGAAAACAUGUAUCCUAAGUGGAGUGACGCGGCUGACAAUCAAGAUGGGCUGCUUGACAACUUGCUGAAAGACAUCAUCCACAAUCGUUUACAAAAUGAUGCGUGGAAACAUGUUAGAGUGCCAAGAAAGAAACGUAAAGUUUCUAGAAACGAGGAUGGAGAGAGUAGUAUCAUUCCUAAGGAAAAGAAAAUGAAGGAGUCAAAGGCUAGUGAUGAUGAAAGAGCAAAAGUAUCUAACAAGAACCAUAAACCAAGAAAAGAACAUAUGGUUGAUGAAGAGGAGAAGACUAGGUUGUUGGAUAUUUACAAGAUGCUGGAGAAUUUGAAUGGGACAGUUUCAGAGAUGAGCAAGAAUCUUACCAGCAGAAUGGAUGUAUUGGAGAGUAAAGUCGAAUCUUUAGAUCAACAGCUUAUUAAGAGGUUUGAAGUUGUGGAGACAGAUUUGAAGCUUCUUAAGGCGUCUAAGCCCACUGUUGUGCCCGAUGAUUUCGUCGCCACUUCCAACAACGUUGAAUUAGAUGAGGCAAAUAGUAAAUCAGCUUCUUGGAUAGUAGAGGAGAAGCCAGGGUCUCAAGAUGGGCUGCCUGUUAAAAGAGUAGUUAAGAAGGCUGUCUUUACCGUGAAGACAAAGAAAAAGAAGGCUGGAGAAGUGUCUGAGGAUCUUGUUCUAUGUGAAAAGAAACCUCCUACAAAGGGACUUACAAGGAAGAAAGUGACAAACGUGCCUAAUAAAGGUUUUAAAAAGCCUGAGCAGAAGAAGAUAGCUGCUCCAAAAGGUGUGAAGAAGACAAUGAGGACUGUUGAGGAUGAUGUUGAGGAUGUAACUGACAAAGUAAUGGCUGAUAAUCUGAAAAUGGUUUCAAGUUUUGAAGAAACCUUCUCUAAUCCUCAAGAUCAUAUGGCUAAUAAGACUUUGGAUGCAGCAUUGACAUCAAUUCUACAAGGAGUACAGAGUUUGGACGGUGGGAUUACUCAGGGGAGACGUGUGCCACAACUUGCGGGUUCUCAAAAAUUUCCAUAUGUUGGAAAUUCUACAGUGAAGCGCAUAAUCACUGAUGCUCCACCUUCUUCAUCAUUACCAGAACAUCAUCUUCAACCAGUUUCUGAUGAGAAGUUUGAAAGUUUAACUGAUUGGCUAGAAGACCGUGUUGAGGACGAAGAACCACUUAGUACCAGCAAUUUCAAUGCCAGAUUCUUUCGCCAGAUUAUUACUCCAAGAGAUAGUUGGCCAGAUGAAAAAUAUGGUUGGUUAAAAGACUAUCACAUGGGAGCUGUAAUGUCUAUGUUCCGCAGAAGGUUCUUGCGUGAUCCUUCAAAAUACCCUAAUCAACGCAUCGCUUUCUUGGAUUCAAUAAAGCAUUUCUUGAACCACUUCAGAUCAACAUUUAUGACAGCAUUCCGACCUUGA